Messenger RNA from Funneliformis mosseae, 315 nucleotides. The record is from the annotation of a GenBank genome assembly. NCBI's taxonomy places the organism in Eukaryota, Fungi, Glomeromycota, Glomeromycetes, Glomerales, Glomeraceae.
AUGGUCCCGGAAGAAUAUCCACCAAAAGAUGGCUUUGAAAAUAAUAGACAGCUCAACGAGAUCGGGUACACUGAGAUAUAUAGUGAUACCAAUAAUCUUGUCAUAUCGGGAGCAUUACUAAUCCUAUUUCCUCCAUCCCCACCAUUUGGAUGGCUUUCCCCUACUGCCGUCGAUAUGUUCAAAAAUAAGUUGGAUAAUUACGGCGAUAUCUUUUGGAAUGUUUUCACCACAAUUCGAAGCGGUGAAUCUAAUUUUUCAUUUUUUUCCGGUCUUUUUAAAGAGGCUUUUGAGCCAUCACAGGGUCUCAAAAAAUAA